Striga asiatica is the source of this 3720-nucleotide messenger RNA. Lineage: Eukaryota; Viridiplantae; Streptophyta; Magnoliopsida; Lamiales; Orobanchaceae. The record is from the annotation of a GenBank genome assembly.
GUAAAACACAACCAUUUUUCAGACACCCGGAUAGGAUUUCUCCUGAAAAAAAUCUCUUCCAUUUUCAAGUCUCGUCUUCUCAGUCUUCUCCUCUACAAGUCCCAAAUAUACAUUCACACACCGCUGUAUAUUCUACACGAGAUACGAACAUCUCUAUUCUCAUCUCAUUUCUUUUUCCAGAUCUUCCCCAAUUCCAUAUCCAAAUUUCUCCAAACCCUAAACCCAAACCGAUUCACAAAUUCCUCGGAUUUCAUCAACUUCACUCUAGAUUGAUCCGAGGCGCCUCAAAUUGUGUGAUCAUCCUCAAAGCUGGAGCAGCUAAAGACGAUCGGCCGGGAGCUCGCCAUGGGCUCCCAGGGCGGAUUUGGGCAGUCCAAAGAGUUCCUCGACCUCAUUAAAUCCAUUGGCGAGUCACGAUCCAAGGCCGAGGAGGACCGCAUUGUGGUGCGCGAAAUCGAGACCUUGAAAUCCCGGUUGUCCGAUCCCAACACCCCGAAAUUCAAGCUGAAGGAGUAUUUAAUCCGCCUACUUUAUGUCGAGAUGCUUGGUCACGAUGCCUCUUUCGGGUACAUCCAUGCCGUCAAGAUGACGCACGACGAUAAUCUCCUGCUGAAGAGGACUGGGUACCUGGCUGUGACUUUGUUCCUGAACGAGGAUCACGAUUUGAUUAUCUUGAUCGUGAACACGAUACAGAAGGACUUGAAGAGUGACAACUAUCUGGUUGUUUGUGCCGCCUUGAAUGCGGUGUGCCGAUUGAUCAACGAGGAGACUAUUCCGGCGGUACUGCCUCAGGUUGUGGAGCUGUUGGGGCAUCAGAAGGAGACGGUGAGGAAGAAAGCGGUGAUGGCACUUCACCGUUUCUUUCAGAGGGCUCCUGGGUCGGUUUCUCAUCUUAUUUCCAAUUUCCGCAAGUUGGAUGUGAAGCAACUUCGCUUGGAUUGCUUAGAUGUGGUCAUGAUGAGGCUCUGUGACAAUGAUCCUGGUGUUAUGGGUGCAACGCUUUGCCCUCUUUUUGAUCUUAUCGCAAUUGAUACGGACAAGUAUAAGGAUUUGGUUGUUAGUUUCGUCAACAUUCUUAAACAAGUAGCUGAACGGAGACUACCAAAGAGUUAUGACUAUCAUCAAAUGCCUGCUCCUUUCAUUCAGAUCAAAUUGUUGAAAAUUCUGGCCCUUCUAGGAAGUGGGGACAAAAAGGCCAGUGAACAAAUGUACACAAUUGUUGGUGACAUUAUGAGAAAAUGUGACUCAACAACGAAUAUUGGUAAUGCCAUUCUUUAUGAGUGUGUUUGCUGUGUUUCAUCCUUACACCCUAACCCGAAGUUGCUAGAAGCUGCUGCUGACGCCAUUGCAAAAUUUUUGAAGAGUGACAGCCACAAUCUGAAAUAUCUUGGUAUUGAUGCUCUUGGUAGACUGAUAAAGAUAAGCCCAGAAAUAGCGGAACAACAUCAACUGGCUGUUAUUGAUUGCUUAGAGGAUCCAGAUGACACCCUGAAGCGCAAAACAUUUGAAUUACUGUAUAAAAUGACCAAAUCAUCAAAUGUAGAAGUAAUUGUGGAACGUAUGAUUGAGUACAUGAUAAGCAUCAGUGAUAAUCACUAUAAAACUGAAAUAGCAUCCAGAUGUGUCGAGCUUGCCGAACAAUUUGCUCCAAGCAACCAAUGGUUUAUACAGACCAUGAAUAAAGUAUUUGAGCACGCAGGGGACCUGGUCAAUGCCAAAGUUGCACAUAACUUGAUGCGAUUGAUUGCUGAGGGAUUUGGGGAGGAUGAUGAUACUGCAGAUAGUCAGCUUAGAUCAUCAGCUAAGAAUCAGUGCAAUGCAAAUCCUACUGUUUUUAUAAAAGAAAUGCAGAAAAACAUGUGCAUUGCUGCUUGGGGGUUAGGACAUAAGUCUAAAGACGUGUUCUCCCUUUAUGCUUGGAAGCUCGGGAGACUUGAGAAUAUGCGAGUGGAGUCUUAUCUUCGAAUUAUGGGGGAACCAAAACUUCCAUCUGCUUUCCUUCAAGUGAUCUGUUGGGUUUUGGGAGAAUAUGGGACUACUGCUGAUGGGAAGUAUUCUGCCUCGUAUAUCACUGGGAAGUUGUGUGAUGUGGCAGAGGCACAUCCAGAAGAUGACACAGUGAAAGCGUAUGCAGUUACAGCACUUAUGAAGAUAUAUUCAUUUGAAAUAGCUGCUGGGAGAACAGUGGAUAUACUGCCUGAGUGCCAAUCCUUGAUUGAAGAAAUGUUAGCAUCUCAUUCGACUGACCUUCAGCAGCGUGCCUAUGAACUCCAAGCUAUCCUUAGCUUAGAUGUUCAUGCUGUUGCGAAAAUAAUGCCAAGGGAUUCCACUUGUGAUGAUGUUGAGAUCGACAAGAAUCUCUCUUUUCUCGAUGCCUACAUCCAAAAGUCACUCGAAAACGGUGCCCAGCCGUACAUCCCGGAAACCGAGCGCCAAGGAACAUCGAGCAUCAACAAUUUCAAGCUCCACGAAGAUCAUGAGCCGUCCACGCACCACGCCCUCAGGUUCGAGGCUUACGAGCUUCCCAAACCCUCAACACCCUCGAACAUCCCCCCUGUGCUGACAUCAUCGUCCGAUCUUGUCCCUGUUCCGGAGCUCUCAUACUCCCCAACUCAACCCGCAGCAUCCGAUGCAUCCCAGUCGGAGCUCAAGCUCCGGCUCGAUGGGGUCCAGAGGAAGUGGGGCCGCCCCACCUACAGCUCCUCCCCCUCCCCCGCACCCCCAUCCACUUCAAGUGCAGAUAAUGCGAGGAUUCAGAGCGAGUCAACUCAGCACGACUCGGCCAUCAACAAUUCAUCUUUCAGCAUCAAUAGCAGUUCGAAAAAGCAGCAAAAAGUGGAGAUAUCGCCCGAGAAGCAGAAGCUGGCGGCCUCGCUCUUUGGGGGCGAGUCGAGACGUCAGAAGGUCACCAAGCCUCAAAAUCGGGCUUCCGCUUCAGAAAAGUCCCGUCCUACUCCGCCCCCUGACUUGCUCGACUUGGGCGAGCCUUCUGUGGUUAGUAUUGGUGAGCCGUCUGUUGACCCUUUUAUGGAAUUGGAAGGUCUCGAUUUUAGCCAGGACGGAACAAACACUGUAGUUGGCUCGAAUGUGGAGUCGUCAUCCGAUUUUAUGUCUCUGUUUGCUGACAUGUCUGUGAAUGGUCUUGGGGGAGGGAGUAAUGGGGAGAAUACUGUGACGCAAUUGAAUAAGGGACCAAACUUGAAGGAGGCACUGGAGAAGGACGCCCUAGUGAGGCAAAUGGGGUUCACACCAUCAGGCCAGAACCCAAAUUUGUUCAAGGACUUGCUCGGCUAGUUUUGUUCUUUGCCUUGAGCGAACAAAAGGAACGUUGGUGUUUUCAGUCGUCUGAGACAUAUGGGCUGUGACCUGAGGACUGGAUUGAUUGGCAAAAGAAUGUGGAUGCAAAGUUUAAAGCUUGACUAGGGACGAACAUCGUGAACUGUGGUGUAUUUUGUAUUGGGUUGCUGAGAUAAUAUACUAUGUGUAUGUAGAAAUAGAGUGAGAGCUAGACAUUUUGAUUACUUCAAGUUCUCUUGAUCAGAUCGUGAAGCUUUGUUGUUCAGUUUUAUUUUAUUUUUUAUAUUUUGCGGAUUUCUGGAAGAUAGGAAGAGAUUUUUGGGUGAGGCAUGUUGCAUUUUGGACAUUUGUGUGUAUUUUCUCAUUUUUCUGUUAUUUACGUAUAUCGGAAUAAGGAGUUGGCGCUUUUCACGAUUGCCUUGU